Molecule: messenger RNA, 2224 nt
Organism: Asterias rubens (European starfish)
Lineage: Eukaryota; Metazoa; Echinodermata; Asteroidea; Forcipulatida; Asteriidae
Product: non-specific lipid-transfer protein-like
Exons: 14
Coding region: 127-1734 (535 amino acids)
Molecular function (GO): acyltransferase activity, transferring groups other than amino-acyl groups
Source: RefSeq, a predicted model, not a curated record
GUGUUGCUUCUUGACGAAUGGGCCUUUUGCGAUCGCAGUUUUUAUGACGACGGGUACGGUCUAUAUAGCCUGCUGGAGUCUUUAGAAGACUGUUUUUCCAGAUCAUAAAGUUCCGAAGGCAGCAGUAUGACAGGAAAAAGAAGAGUCUUCGUGGUUGGAGUAGGCAUGACAAAGUUUGAGAAACCGGGUCGUCGCGAUGAUUUUGACUACCCAGACAUGGCGAAGGAAUCAGGAACCAAGGCCUUACAAGAUGCUGGUAUCGGCUACAGCAGCAUUGAGCAGGCCGUCGUUGGCUACGUCUAUGGAGACACAACUUGCGGACAGCGAGCCCUAUACCAACUGGGCAUGACAGGCAUUCCAAUGUACAAUGUGAACAAUGCAUGUGCCACUGGAUCGUCAGCCUUGUACUUGGCCAAGCAGCUUGUUGAAGGAGGUAUGGCUGACUGUGUCAUGGCUCUUGGCUUUGAGAAAAUGCAGCGGGGCUCACUCAAAGCACAGUAUGAGGACAGGACCAAUCCGAUGGAUAAACACAUGGAAGUGCUCAUGAGUAACCAUGAUCUACAAGCCUCACCAAUCACAGCCCAGAUGUUUGGCCGAGCUGGCAUAGAGCAUAUGGACAAAUAUGGUACAACUGCAGACCACAUUGCAAAAAUAGCCUACAAAAACCACAAGCAUUCUACAAACAACCCUUAUUCACAAUUUCAAAAGGAAUAUUCUUUGGCAGACAUUAAGAACGCUCCGAUGGUCUUCGCACCUCUCACCAAGUUACAGUGCUGCCCGACCUCUGAUGGUAGUGCAGCUGCCGUCCUCUGUAGCGAAGACUUCGUCAAGAAACACAAUCUGCAAGCCAGGGCAGUGGAAAUAAUCGGUAUGCAGAUGGCGACAGACUUACCCAGCACCUUUGAAGAGAACAGCAUUAUGAAGAUGGUUGGGUACGACAUGACAAAGAAAGCGGCUGAUGAUCUGUAUCGCAAGACUGGUGUCCAUCCGUCACAGAUCGACGUCGUUGAGUUACAUGAUUGCUUUGCUGCUAACGAGCUAAUCACAUAUGAAGCCCUGGGUCUUUGCCCUCCAGGGAAAGCCGGUGAGUUGAUUGACAGAGGGGACAACACCUAUGGAGGGAAGUAUGUCAUCAAUCCCAGCGGGGGACUCAUCUCAAAGGGGCAUCCCCUCGGGGCAACAGGUUUAGCCCAGUGUGCAGAGCUUUGUUGGCAAUUACGAGGAGAGGCCGAGAAGAGACAGGUUCCCGGAGCCAAACUAGCUUUGCAGCACAACAUCGGAUUAGGAGGCGCUGCAGUGGUGACAUUAUACAAAAUGGGCUUUCCUGAACGACAAAGCGCACGUAUCCAGCCCAGGCUGACUGCAGCAGAGACCUUCAAGUGUGAACCACUCUUCAAUCUCAUCGAGGAACAUUUGAAAGGGUCGGGUAAAGCCAUCGCUAAGAAAGUUGACGCCCGGUUUGGGUUCAAGGUGACUGCAGGGCCUGGAGGAAAGUCUGCAUUCUGGCUCAUCGACCUGAAGGACGGAGCAACCUCUGUUGUGCGGGACGGCAAAGAUAAAGUAGACGUUACAUUCACCAUGAAAGACGCAGACCUUGUUCAGAUGAUGAUGGGAAAACUACAACCCCAAUCGGCAUUCUUCACUGGGAAGCUGAAAAUAUCCGGGGCGAUGAAGUAUGCCACCAAAUUACAGUCGAUUAUUCCAAAGAAUAUGACCAUCAAGUCCAAACUAUAAAUCAUUUUUCUGAUGCUGAAGCUACUGGAUGAACAUUGAGAAUCAAAUAAAGGUAGCAUAUAGAACAUCAAGGUUGUCUUUUAAGUCCGAUUUGCAAAUGAUUUGCAACUAUGGUUGGUUCAUAGGUGUUAUCAGAGUUAAAUUAGCUUUCAGACAUUGCUUUCAGGCAAACCUUAUGGACUUAGACCUAACCUGCUUGUGUGUUUAACAAUACUCAAUAUUGAGGAAUUGAGGUAUGACCUGAAGGCAAAUCACUGGGAUAUAAAAAAAUAAGAAAUUUUGUCUGGUCUGGUUAUCCACUUGUUAUUCCUGAUCAAUUAUUGUUUAUCUGUACGGUGCUAACAAUUAUGUUUAGAUUUAUGGUGGUGGUUGUACAACACAUUAUAAUCUGCACCUUGUAUUGCUGCCGGCUAGCAUUUCCUGGCAGGCAAGAUACUAAACUGCUCACAAAAAGUAAGGAAACUUUUUUCAAUUUGUUAUUAUUUAAUAC